CCAUGGACGACUUGUUCAACGUCUUCGACGGCCCCGGCCCCGUCGAGUUGGAGCCCGCGAAGAAGAGCAAAAAGCGCCAGGCGAACGGCGACGUCAAACAACCCUCCCCCGAGGAUGAGAUUCUGGCGGAUGCGCCAGACGCGCCAGGGGACAGCAACGGGAACGGGCAUCCGCAAAUACAAAAACGACAGAAGCUAGAAGCCGAGCCAGUAGUGACAGACGCCUUCGAAACCGAGCAGUCGAGGGAAAUCGCCGCAUCCGCAGGACUCCAGGCCCAGAAAGAUGGCGCUGCUGUGGUUGUUUCUCAUCAAGUGAGACAUCAGGUUGCGCUACCUCCAGACUACGACUACGUGCCCAUUUCGGCGCAUAAACCGCCAGAGAAGCCAGCGAGGACAUGGCCUUUCACUCUGGAUCCGUUUCAGCAGGUCUCAAUCUCCUCGAUUGAGAGGAACGAGAGCGUUCUCGUCUCCGCGCAUACUAGUGCUGGCAAAACGGUUGUCGCAGAAUACGCUAUAGCGCAGUGCUUGAAGAACAAUCAGAGGGUCAUUUACACAAGUCCCAUCAAAGCAUUGAGCAACCAAAAGUACCGAGAAUUUACGGCCGAGUUUGGAGACGUUGGAUUGAUGACAGGGGACGUAACCAUCAACCCGACGGCAACAUGUCUAGUUAUGACCACAGAGAUUCUUCGCUCCAUGCUGUAUAGAGGAUCUGAAAUUAUGCGCGAGGUUGCCUGGGUAAUAUUUGACGAGGUUCACUAUCUUCGCGAAAAAAUUCGUGGAGUUGUGUGGGAAGAGACCAUCAUCUUGCUCCCCGAUAAAGUCCGCUACGUCUUUCUUUCCGCUACGAUACCCAACGCCAUGCAAUUUGCCGAAUGGAUCACCAAAACUCACAGCCAACCGUGUCACGUUGUCUAUACCGAUUUUAGACCCACGCCUCUACAACACUACUUCUUUCCAGCAGGCGCAGAUGGAAUACACUUGGUCGUGGACGAGAAGGGCACGUUCCGGGAGGCAAAUUUCCAACAGGCUAUGUCGUCAAUCGCAGCUAAGCAAGGCGACGAUCCCGCAGGCGCGAUGGCGAAGAGGAAGGGCAAGGGGAAGGAUAAGAAGCUAAAUAAAGGUGGAACAAAAGGCCCCUCGGACAUCUACAAGAUCAUCAAGAUGAUCAUGAAGAAGAACUACAAUCCCGUAAUUGUAUUCAGCUUCAGUAAGAGAGAAUGUGAGGCCCUGGCGAUCCAGCUCGCGCAACUGGCAUUCAAUGAUGAUACAGAGAAGGAAAUGGUUGCGAAGGUGUUCAACAGCGCCAUUGAUUCACUCUCGGAGGAAGACAAGACCUUGCCACAGAUUCAGCACAUGCUCCCCUUGCUGCGACGAGGUAUUGGGGUUCACCACUCCGGGUUGCUACCAAUAUUGAAAGAAACCAUCGAAAUCCUUUUCCAGGAGGGUUUAAUCAAGGUUCUAUUUGCUACGGAAACUUUCUCGAUCGGUCUGAACAUGCCAGCUAAGACCGUGGUGUUCACCGAUGUACGCAAGUUCGAUGGUAAGGAACAGCGCUGGGUUACUCCCUCGGAAUUCAUUCAAAUGUCCGGGCGUGCAGGCCGAAGAGGUCUGGACGAUAGAGGUAUCGUCAUAAUGAUGAUCAACGAGAAGAUGGAUCCUGCUGUUGCGAAGGAGAUCGUUCGAGGAGAGCAAGACAACCUCAACUCUGCGUUCCACUUGGGUUACAACAUGAUCUUGAACCUCAUGAGAGUCGAAGGGAUCUCCCCAGAGUUUAUGCUCGAACGAUGUUUCAUGCAAUUUCAGAAUACUGCUAGUGUUGCUGGGUUGGAGAGAGACCUUCAAGAACUCGAGAUCCAAAAAGCCAACAUGGAGAUCCCAGACGAGGCUGCCAUUAAGGAUUACUACACCUUACGACAGCAACUGAACACGUAUACCCAAAACAUGCGUGAUGUCGUCAACCAUCCAAACUACUGCCUGCAAUUUCUGCAGGCCGGCCGUCUCGUACGAAUAAAGGAGAAGGAUGUGGAUUUCGGAUGGGGCGCUGUGGUUCAGUUCUUGCCACGAAAACUUGGCAAGAAGGACGAGGAUAAAGAGCUCACUCCCCAACAACAGUACAUACUGGACGUGCUGCUGCUAGUUGCCGAUGACACCAACUUUGCUCCGCACUUUUUAGAUGACCUUCCGCCUGGCAUUCGUCCGCCUGCUCCGGGCACCAAAGGAAAAUUGGAGGUCGUCCCAGUGGUCUUGUCCUGCAUUGAGUCGAUCGGCCACAUAAGACUGUUCUUGCCCAAAGAUCUGAGAAACUCGGAACAGAGGAACUCGGUGCGAAAGUCUUUGGAGGAGGUCAAGAAGAGAUUUCCAGAUGGUAUUGCUAUCUUAGAUCCCAUCGAGAACAUGGGCAUAACGGAUGAUUCGUUCAAGAAGCUUCUCAGGAAAAUCGAAGUACUCGAAUCCAGGCUUCUUUCCAACCCGCUUUACAACUCACCAAGGCUCACGGAGCUCUACCAGCAGUACAAAGACAAAGUAACACUCUCGGACAGGAUCAAGGACCAGAAAAAGGGGAUCACCAAGGCGCUGUCGAUCAUGCAGCUUGAAGAGCUCAAGUGUCGGACGCGCGUGCUUCGUCGGCUUGGCUUCAUCAACGAGACCGAUGUUGUACAAUUAAAGGCACGAGUGGCUUGUGAGAUAAGCACUGGUGACACACUCGUACUCAGCGAGCUGCUGUUUAACCGGUUCUUCAACGAACUCACCCCUCAGCAGUGUGCAGCCGUCCUGAGCGUUUUCAUCUUUGAGGAAAAAUCGAAAGAGAGCCCAGCACUUAGAGAAGAGCUAGCAAAGCCGUUCAGAGAGAUCCAAGCAGAAGCUAGGCGGGUUGCUAAAGUCUCGCAAGAGAGCAAGGUCGAACUUGUUGAAAAGGAGUAUCUUGAUAGUUUCAAGCCUGAGCUCAUGGAGGUCGUUUUUGCUUGGUCGAAAGGGGCCUCGUUCUUGGAGAUCUGCAAAUUGACGGACGUCUACGAAGGAAACCUGAUCCGGCUGUUCAGACGGCUGGAAGAGCUUCUGCAGCAGAUGGGCCAAGCUGCGAAGGUCAUGGGUAGCGAGGAGCUCGAGCAGAAGUUUGUGGACUCAUUAGGAAUGGUGAAGAGGGAUCUUGUGGCGGCGCAGUCCCUCUACUUGUGAGCAGCAUUCAGCUCAUGGGGCUAAUGGAGUAUGGCUUCUCUUAGUAUAUCGUACCGUGAUGGCACUGUUGCUCUUGGAGGUAGUACCACUGAAGGCGUUGGCUCUUCGGGUAUAUUUCCGACUCGAGCAUGGCCCAUCACAGAGAUUGGUAGGGCGGCCUGUUGCAUGAUGCCUGCUGGAAUGCACUGGAUUGUACAAUAUUAGCUGCUUUACGAAAUCAAAAUAGCAUUCACCGUCGUGAGCGCU
Messenger RNA from Mytilinidion resinicola, 3422 nucleotides. Its product is annotated as putative ATP dependent RNA helicase. The record is from RefSeq and is a predicted model, not a curated record. Gene Ontology annotation, cellular component: nucleus. Gene Ontology annotation, molecular function: RNA helicase activity; ATP binding; RNA binding. NCBI's taxonomy places the organism in Eukaryota, Fungi, Ascomycota, Dothideomycetes, Mytilinidiales, Mytilinidiaceae. The annotation marks the transcript as partial. Gene Ontology annotation, biological process: maturation of 5.8S rRNA; RNA catabolic process. The transcript is spliced from 6 exons.